Molecule: messenger RNA, 594 nt
Organism: Aspergillus nidulans FGSC A4
Lineage: Eukaryota; Fungi; Ascomycota; Eurotiomycetes; Eurotiales; Aspergillaceae
Exons: 5
Coding region: 1-594 (197 amino acids)
Source: RefSeq, a predicted model, not a curated record
AUGGAUCCAAGACUCUUUGCGGAUAGUCAGGCUGGGGACUGGAUGUCACUGGGAGUCAACCUCGAACCGCCGCUGUGUGCUGACCUCAUAUCGUGGAACAUCAACCCGACUCCACCAAUAGAGCCACAUCGGGCAUUAUUCCCUACUUCAGAAGAGAGCAACCCCUUCUGGUGGACUGGAUUAUUGUUCGACCAUCAACAGCAAUUUAUGCAAAUCAGCGAACUAGCUAUUGCACAAAGUAGCGCCCUUGGAGAACUCAAUCGUUGCGGCUUGGAGCCGGGUCCUGACGGACUUUAUCACUGUCCGGAAUCUGGAUGCCGCAGCAAAAAGAGCUACUCUCAAAAAUGGAUGCUCCGGAAGCACCUGAGAGAACAUAUCAAACCUGUCUUGUGCAGCCUGUGCCCUCAUAAGGCUGGCACACAACGCAGCAUGCGCCGCCAUGUGGAAGCAAACCAUAAGGAAUGGGCCAAGCAGUAUUGGGAGGUGGUAUCAUGGUCUUGCGAUUCCUUGUUCACGCCCCGUAAUUGCCAAAUACAUUCGCCCAAGGCUGUCAAAAUCCACGGUGCUAGUUCAGAUCCGCGAGUAGAGUCAUGA